This is a messenger RNA of Phytophthora infestans T30-4, 705 nucleotides long. RefSeq lists its product as uncharacterized. NCBI's taxonomy places the organism in Eukaryota, Oomycota, Peronosporomycetes, Peronosporales, Peronosporaceae. The record is from RefSeq and is a predicted model, not a curated record. The coding region runs from base 1 to 705 and encodes 234 amino acids. The transcript has 3 exons.
AUGAACGAGGAGGACGAGUUCGGCAUGAGCAAGACGACCCGGGACGCUGACCCUAUGGAGCAAGAGAAUAAGAGCGCCGUGAAGGACCACUCGGACUUCAAUUUCCUGGACGCAGACAAGGUCCGCGCUGCCGUGACGUCCGAGGACAAGUGGAUGGCGCGCUUGCCUGUGGAGAAUGACCCGAGUCAGUGGACGAUCUUAGAGGUGCAGAUUCGGCCUGACCGCUCGUGGGAAGUAAUUAAAGAGCUAAUCGCCACGGUCUGCAUCGGCAAAGGUCUCUUGGUCACCGAGGAGCACCCCAAUUCGGUGCUGUUCCGCAAAAAAGUGACCCAGGAAUCAAUGGCUCACGGCAUGGCCAACUCCACCACAUUCCUCAAUGUUUACGCGCACAUUGGUGUGUCGCCAUCCAAGCUGCGGGUGGUGGAUGUCUGCACGUUGGUGUCAGACGAGAACAAGCUUCUUGGUGGCAUGGUAUCAACUGGAAAAAAUACGCUGUGGACGGCUCAAGACCACAAUCAGCCUCACAAGUAUGCGCUGGAUCAGCUGCUUGGGGCAUUGCAGGCGACACUUCUUAGCCAAUGUCUUUCCUUAAGCCAUUUGUACAUGGCCUCCUCUGAAAACUCGAUGGACUCAGUGGAGAACGCAGAGCUGGAUGAAGGAUACGUUGCAGACCUGAAGAGGGCGUUCAGCAGGUGCAUGAAAUGA